Messenger RNA from Daldinia caldariorum, 2028 nucleotides. Its product is annotated as NAD(P)-binding protein. Gene Ontology annotation, molecular function: oxidoreductase activity, acting on the CH-OH group of donors, NAD or NADP as acceptor. The record is from RefSeq and is a predicted model, not a curated record. Lineage: Eukaryota; Fungi; Ascomycota; Sordariomycetes; Xylariales; Hypoxylaceae. The transcript has 2 exons. The coding region runs from base 377 to 1480 and encodes 367 amino acids.
AUUUCUUUUUAUUUUUUAUUUUUUUCUCUCUCGCGGAGCUCCCCCCCGAUUUCGGAUUUUUCUACCAUUGAAAACUCCCCCUGACGUUCCCAUAGGUUUCCAUAAAUUGACUGGUUAGCCUGUGGCCCCCCUCUAACUUAGGAGAGAAAAAAAGUCAAUUGCUGCUUUGUCAUUUGUCUCCAGAGUUUUUGGUAACUUUAAAAGACUUCGCACAUCUCCGCCACAUCCUAUUUUCAAGAAUCCCUAUCAUACCCUCAACUUGAAUAAACUCUCACCUAUAUACUUUUACGCCCAUACAUACGUUCAUACGUACACACAUACAUACACACAUACACACAUAAACACAUACAUCAUAGAAAACACAACAUCUGCUACAAUGUCCGGUCGCUCAGCACUCCGUCUCACCAAGGCUAUGGCCCCCCUCCUUAACACCACCCGUGCAUCUGCCCACAUCUCCCGAUCUCUUCCUGUAGCCCACAGAGCAUUCAGCCAGUCAUCCGUGCGACUACGGAGCGAUGUAGUACGCGAGACCGAAGUUCCAGUUUCCGUCUACUCCCCUGACUCGACGGGCGCCGCUGGUUCGACAAGCGAUCACUUCAGUAUCCCCGUAAAUCGUGACGAUGCCACACCGAAGCCGUUUCCUCCCCCUGAGGACACCGAUGUCAUCCCACUGUCCAAGGCCGUCUACCGUCAGAUGCCCCCCACGAUGCAGAAGAUGAGUAUCAUGGACAAGGUUGUUAUUAUCACCGGAGGUGCUCGAGGUCUCGGAAAUCAUAUGGCCCGUGCUUGUGCUGAGGCUGGUGCUAAGGCUCUCAUCAUCUUCGAUGCGAACCAAGAGCUCGGUGACGAAGCCGCUGCCGAAUUACACCAGAAGUCCCAACUCCCCGUUUCCUUCUUCAAGGUCGAUGUUCGUGACGGUGCCGCCAUCAAUGCUGCCGUCGACGCCGUUGUCGAGACCUACGGUGCCCCUGACGUCCUGAUCAACAGCGCUGGUAUUGCCGACUCCAACAUCAAGGCUGAGACUUACGACCCGGCUAUGUUUCGCCGCCUGAUUGACAUCAACCUGACGGGUUCGUUCUUGAUGAGCCAGUCGGUCGGACGUGCGAUGAUGGCUGCCGGCAAGCCUGGAUCCAUUGUUCUUGUUGCUAGUAUGAGCGGUAGCAUCGUCAACUAUCCCCAGGAACAGUCGUGCUACAAUGCGUCCAAGGCCGGCGUUAUCCAAUUCGGCAAGUCUCUGGCUGCCGAAUGGGCCAAGUACAACAUUCGUGUGAACUGCAUAUCUCCCGGCUACAUGGACACUGCGCUGAACCGUGUACCCGCCCUUGAGGCCCAGAAGAAGAUCUGGCGCUCUUUGACGCCACAGGCUCGCCUCGGUAACGUCGACGAGCUUAAUGGCCUAUGCGUCUUCCUCGCUAGCGAUGCUAGCAGCUUCAUGACGGGCGCUAACGUGGCCAUCGACGGUGGCUACACUGUCCUAUAAGCCAACCCCAAUAUAACCGUCUCAGCCUGGUAUGUUGAGACAACAUAUGCGGCGUGGUGUGUACGCGAACAUGGCAGUUUUGGUCCUUUUAGCCAGAGCUCGCUCGUAACGUCCUAAUGGCUCGGAAGCUUGGUGCUGGAGUGCAAUCAAAUCAUGUUUCAUUCAGCGCGAGGGGUUUUGCGUUACGUUGUGGUACUAUGUGUCUCCUAUGCAUCGUGAACACCCGCAUUCAAGCACACAUGUUCAAGAAGACUUUUGACAAGCCAUCUUUCUCGCCACACAAUUUACUCGUUCGAGCCUAAUAGUCGUCUUACACACCGCCCAUUCGCCCCUACGUACCUAGCCGGAAACGCUUCGUAUGUAUAUAUCAGAACGAUUUCCGGCUAUGUUUUGAGGAGGAGCUCAUUGGGUACAACUUUUUUAGCAUGAUUGUUCGAUUUUCUUUUUUGUUGUUGGGGGGGGGGAUGAUGUGCGGCAUAGACUUCAAUUUUACAUAAUUGUCGUGGGAAAAUCUGGAGUCAGCUUUAUCAUACACGCCAUGGACAAAA